This is a messenger RNA of Nicrophorus vespilloides, 1481 nucleotides long. RefSeq names its product choline/ethanolamine kinase. Gene Ontology annotation, molecular function: choline kinase activity; ethanolamine kinase activity. Gene Ontology annotation, biological process: CDP-choline pathway; phosphatidylethanolamine biosynthetic process. The transcript has 5 exons. The coding region runs from base 226 to 1374 and encodes 382 amino acids. Lineage: Eukaryota; Metazoa; Arthropoda; Insecta; Coleoptera; Silphidae. The record is from RefSeq and is a predicted model, not a curated record. Gene Ontology annotation, cellular component: cytoplasm.
GCCGGGUCGGGUUUUCUUUACUUAAAUCAAGUUUUUUAGUCGGGCUGCGUGUUCUAUUCCUGACUUUUACUUACGUUUAAGUGUCCUGCGAAUCGUGCUCUUACUUAUUCGAUGAUAAACACAUAAUACAAUAAGGAUUCCCCUUUUUGUUGUCAUCUUCUACAGCACGCACACUGCAAAUAAAAAUAAUAAAUUAAAGAGUGAAAUUGAAUUGAAGAAACAAGAAUGUCCAUCGUGAGCUACAGCAACAGCAACAACGGCGACAGCAAUAAGAUGCAGUCGGACCACAAAGCGAUGAAGGAGCUGACGUCGCGGAUCUGCAGGGACUACUUGCACGGCGCUUGGAAAAAUGUUACCGCCGAGAAUGUCGGUUUCAAGCACAUCAGCGGUGGUCUUUCGAACUUGCUGUACCACAUCAGCCUGCCGGAUCACCUGGUGAAAUCGUCGAUGCCGCACGGUGAACCCAAGGAGGUGCUGAUCCGAGUGUACGGGCAGACGCACGGGGGGGAGCGCGCCCUCGAGGCCCUCAUCACCGAGAGCGUCAUCUUCACGCUGCUGUCUGAGCGCGGUCUAGGUCCAAAGUUGCACGGCAUCUUCCCCGGCGGUCGCAUCGAGCAGUACAUGCACGCGAGACCGCUGAAGACGCGAGAAUUGGCCAACGAGAAGUACAGCACGCAGAUCGCCGAGAAGAUGGCCCUCAUACACAGCAUGGAGGUGCCCUUGCACAAAGAUCCCAGUUGGCUGUGGGAAACCAUGGAGCGUUGGCUGAAGUCCAGCCAGUCGCAGCUGAAGACUAAUGUGCCUGAGAUUGCGAAGAGUCUGUUGGAUGUGGAUCUGCAGGAGGAGUACAGAUGGUUGAAGAAGCGGAUGGAGGAUGAGAACUGCCCGGUAAGGUUCUGCCACAACGAUAUGCAGGAGGGCAACAUCCUGAUCUCGGAGGAUGUGAACGAUAACUAUGGUCAGGACCCGAAGUUCGUGUUGAUUGACUUCGAGUACUGCUCGUACAACUACAGAUCGUUCGACAUUGCCAAUCACUUCGUCGAGUUUAUGUACAAUUACACCGAACCGGAAAGUCCGUUCUUCAAGGAGACCAUCCAUCAUUACCCAAGCGAGGAGUUUAGGUUAAACUUCAUAAAGACAUACCUGCAAGACACUGGAUCCGGCGAUAGUCCGAUGCAAGUCAUGCGCGAAGUCAAAGUCUUCAGUUUGGCGUCGCACUUCUUCUGGACUCUUUGGAGCAUCGUCAACGCGGAAACCUCGAAGAUUCCCUUCGGCUAUUGGGAAUACGCGGUGGUAAGGUUGAACGCGUACAAGAGAUCGAAGAAAGACAUUUCAAGCAAUCAAUCGGUGAAGAGGAAGGCGCUUGAUCCAUGAUCGCGUAAUUGCUGCUUGGGCGCAGAGUCUCGAAACGCUUGAAGGUACACAACCUUGGCACCGGUUCGUUUCGUAACCAUCUAACUCUACAACCCUCUACACCCCCU